CGCCACACUUUGGGAAGUAGUGGUCUUGGUGUACCUAAUAAACUGACACAUAAAAGGAAGGUUUGAAUGCCAGUUUUAAAAAUCUGCAGUACAUAUGAAAAUCUCGCACAGCUUUAACUUUUGUGGCCAGACUCUUAUUCUCUUUCUGUUGCAUGAACACAGCUAUUUCUCUUUAUCAGCACUGGCUACACCUGUGAAGGCAGCUCCGUUUUCCCACUGACAGAGUUGAGAUUUGGUGGCAGUUAAUCAUUUCUAAUCUCCCCUUGCUGCCACAUGCACACUCUACCCAUAUGAGAGAAGAAGUGUCCAGUUUUUAGACAUGUUCUGGAGGAUUUCUUGCUUGGUUCUUUUUCUUGCUUCCCUCUGGGCUCCGGUUCAUGGUGGGCCCAUGACGAGCCCCCACCCCAACAUAACGGACCAGGAGCUGUUCUGGGGCUCAGAUCAGUAUGACUUCUCUGUGGUGCUUCCUGCUGGUGGGUUGGAGUGUUUCUGGCACUUUGCUCAUCGUGGAGAGCACUUCUACCUGAACUUUGUGGUCCAGUGGGUGACUGGAGUCGGCCAUGACUCCCACUUGUCUGUCAUGGUCAACGCUCCAGGAGGUUUGGUGGUGUCGUCUGUUGAUGAGGCAAAGGGCGGGAUCAACUUUAAGGCUGAGGAAACAGGUUUCUAUCAAAUGUGUUUCAGCAACUUCCACAACCGAUUUGGGAACAUGCAGAUCUUCCUCAGCUUUGGUGUUUUCUACGAGGGCCAGCAGGACCCCGCCAAGAGCAAAGAAGAAGAAAAGAAGAAGAAGGAGGAAGUCAGCAAGGACCUGAACAACACACUGACCAUCAUAGCGGAUGCGACUCACAGAGUGGAGAACCAAGUCUUCCACAUGUUCCGCUACUACAGCUUCGGACGCAUGCGUAAGAGUGGCGACCACUUCCUGCUGCUGUCCAACUCGCAGUACAUCACCUGGUGGUCAACUGCCCUCAGCCUCCUCAUCGUCACUUCCGGGUAUCUACAGCUAGUCUUCCUCAAAAGGCUCUUUGUCAGCAAGACAGCAGAGGAAGAGAAGCCGCGCUGCUGACAGACUCGUUUUUGUCCAUCGGAUGUCAGUUAAGAAAACAUGGUGAACCCGGAUCCAGGAGUGAUACUGAAAGGUUCAGUCUGGUGGGCUUUUUUCCUUCUGUGUCGCAUUUGUGCUCUUUCACAGUGUAA
Molecule: messenger RNA, 1200 nt
Organism: Solea solea (common sole)
Lineage: Eukaryota; Metazoa; Chordata; Actinopteri; Pleuronectiformes; Soleidae
Gene: tmed6
Product: transmembrane p24 trafficking protein 6
Exons: 4
Coding region: 320-1069 (249 amino acids)
Biological process (GO): intracellular protein transport; Golgi organization; endoplasmic reticulum to Golgi vesicle-mediated transport
Cellular component (GO): COPII-coated ER to Golgi transport vesicle; endoplasmic reticulum-Golgi intermediate compartment; endoplasmic reticulum
Source: RefSeq, a predicted model, not a curated record